CCCGCCCCCCUCCGGCCGCUCUUCGGUUUCGAUUCCCGCUGGCCGGGCGCGAGCGGCUCCACGGAGUCAGCGGCGGCCAGGCAGGCAGGCGAGGAUGGCGGACCCGUCGGUGUGCAUCUACCUGUGCAAGGUGCUGUGCUCGCGGGGCGGCGGCAUGCGCCUCUCGGAGCUGCCGGACCAGAUGGGGCUGCCUCUGAGCCAGGUGCGGCAGAUCCUGGACGACGCCGGGCAGGGGCGCUUUCUGGUGGUCCGGAGGGGCGCCGACCAGUACGUCCUGGCCGUCACGGCCGCCCGGCUCUGCGUCCGCCAGGUCUGCACGGGCUGCGAUAAGCUGCACCUCUGCAAGCUGAACCUCCGCGCGAGAUGCCGAACCAUCACUUGCAAAUAUCCGCAUGAGAUUUUCUCGGAAAGUAACCGGAAUGUUUUGAAAAAUCAUGAACUCAUUGGCCUUAAUGAAGAGGAAUUGUGCAUUUUACUUUUACAAAACGACUCUUUUCUUUUACCUGAUGUGUGCGGUGGCUAUAACAAAAAGGAAAGGACUUGCACUCUGAAUGGAAAAUGUCGCCGGCUUCACAUUUGCCGCUACUUUCUCAGAGGAGAAUGCCGGUUCCCCCACUGCAAGAGGUCUCACGAUCUUCUGGACCCCGUUCCUGCUAGUCUGCUGCUCGCCGAAGGCCUGGAUGAAGAGACAAUUUGGAACAUCCAAGCCAUUUGUGAUGCCAGGAUUGCUGCCUUCAUUAAGGACCUCAAAACCCCAAAUUGUCCUCCUGCAGCAGAGAAAGACGACCCAAGCACACGUCCCAAAAAUCAGAGAUCUCAGAAUGCAGAUAAUUUUGUGAUGGUAGAUCGGCCUGACCAAGGUGCAAAAAGAGCUCCUAAAUUUCCAAGUGCAGAGAAGGAAAAAAGCGAUGAAAUCUGUGUCUACUAUCUAUGGCAGUUCUGUAAAAAUAAAAAUAAUUGCAGUAUGAUCCAUUAUGAUCUUCCUUAUCGGUGGCAAAUCCAUACCAGCAAUGGUUGGAAGGAUCUUCCCAGAAGAGAGGAAAUUGAACAGGCUUACUGUGACCCAAAUAUUACCAGAUUUCCAGAUCUAGGGCUAGAUUUCACGACCCUGACUUCUGCCACUUCUCCAAUUCGGCGCCUGUCCACUCCGUCAUCUGUCACCAAAGAGCCUAAGUUUGUCAUGACAACCAUGUGGUUGUGGUACUGGAAGAGUGAUCAGGGCCAAUGGUUCGAAUAUGGGAAACAGGCAACACCGGCGUUGAAAUCCAUUCUGAAAAAGCCGGAAAAGAACAAUCAAAUCCAGCCUGCCAGUGUAACUUCAGAAGAUCUGGAGAACCUUUACCAAGCAGAUCCAACUGGAAAUGUCCAAUUUGAAGCUGGCUCUCAGCAAUAUGUCCUGAGCUUUAAAUAUAUGACCCAGACCAAUGAGAAUUAUUCUACCCAACGGGAGGUCCGAAGACGUCCCAAGUUUGUUUCCUCUGAAGAUGUCAGGACAAAGAAAGGACACACAGCAGGAGCAACAACAAUAACAACAGCAGCAGUAGCAGCAGCAGCAGCAGCAGCAGCAGCAACUCCUACACCCAUAGUGUCUCCCGUAACAAUUCCAACUUACCCUCCAUACUGGGAUAAUACAGCCCUACCUUCUAUUGGAUACGCGGCCAUCGAACUCCACAGAGAUUCUCAGGAGUUCUUGAGAAUUGAGGGUCCCUUUCAGCAGACGAUGAAAAACCAUAGAAUUAGCAAAAUACAUCGAAUUCAGAACCCAUCUCUUUGGCAAGUCUACCAGUGGCAAAAGGAGCAGAUGAAGAAGAAGAAAGGGGGACAGAACAUUGACGAGAGGUACCUCUUCCAUGGGACAGUCCCUUCUUGUUUGAAAGCCAUCUGUGCAGACAACUUUGACUGGAGACUCUGUGGCACAAAUGGGACCGUUUAUGGGAAAGGAAGCUAUUUUGCCAGAGAUGCCAGCUAUUCAGACAACUACUGUCAGCCGAACGACAAUGAGAAGAUGAUGUUUUUAGCUCAAGUUCUAGUGGGCGAGUUCAUUAUGGGGCAUCCCACAUACACUCGCCCGCCGGCGAAAUUGAGCAAUAUGCUCAACCCUUACGACAGCUGUGUGGAUAACCCAAGCAACCCAUCCAUCUUCGUCAUUUUCGAGAAGCAUCAGGUUUACCCUGCGUAUCUUAUCUAUUACAGGGAGGAAAAGAAAUGUAUUUUAUCCUAAAAGAUGCCUUUGCGUUGCCAUAAUCUGCUUAGCUUAGCAGUUUGAAUGCCUAGGGCCUUUCUUUUUAAAUCAAUCCAAUUUUAUAGAAGCAAUACAUACCUUCAGAGGAGCAGGAAAGGGCUGAAUCGCUAUGGUUGAUGGAUAGAAAACCGGCUCUUAUUUUUGAUCACAAAGAUGUUUUAAGGAGGAAUACAGAAAACUGUUUUUAAAAAAAUUAAAAAUGGGGGAGGGGGGGUUUAAAUCCAUUUUUACUAACUUUAUUUCUUAGUAAGCUAAGUUUUUAUUCUCCUUCAGCCUUUAAUAUAUAACGUUUAUUAUGGAUGGGUGUUUAAUCCACCAAUAAGGUUGGACUUUUGUCCUCCUCGACGGAUGCAAACAAUUAUUACUGAAGACAUAACAGUGAGUGAUUAUCCAAAGAAACUCCUGUUCGAUCCGCGUACAAGUCUUAAGGUUGCAUCAACAAAUAAGAUCCAGUGGUUUGAAAAUAUACCUGCGAUUCUGGAUCCAUGAUUAAAAGUUCUUCGUUUUCAAUUGCAACCAACACAAUCAUGUUUCUGUGCAUGUCAUCAGCAUCCUGUCUUUUGCUCCCUUCAUGAUUUUGACGCUUUCUGGCAAAUUCCAAUUUCGGCUGUUUCAUGGUUUCAGUUUUUGCUAAACUUUGCACGCCUUCCUCACUUUGUCCUUUUAGAUGAGACUAGUUUCCUUGUUUUGCAUAUUUGCAUAUUAAUUAUACAACACGAAUCUUGGGGGGAAAAGCAAUGCUGAUGUUUGGCUUAAAAAGCGUCACUGUGGUAAUAGAAGUGCCAGGAUUGGAGGUGGGCAUUCAACCCUAGCUAUCAAGAAACAUCCAGUUGUGCCUUAUAAAUAAAAUCUUACUUUAUAACGAUCAUCCUUGACAUCUGGCUGUUCCACACUCAUAAUGGUCCUACGCGGAGAGACUUAAGAGUGUGAUCGGAAGCUAACAGCUGUUGCAGUGCCACUCGAUCAGAAUUCGGGAAGUUGGCAGCCCACUCACGAUUAUGAGUAAAGGGGCACUUUAGAUGCCACCACCACUUGCCAUUUAUAUGCCCUUCUGCUGUCCACUCCACUGCCCUAGUUGACCUUUUGCACCUACUGCUGAUGAGGAGAGCUGGGUCUGACUACUGGGCUUGGAUUUUGGCGGAGGAAAGAAAAAUAAAAGCCGAAAGCAGUCUCAAUCGCAGCAUAUCAAACUAGGCGCUGCUUUUGUGUGUUUUUUCUUUCCCACGCCUGGCAGCUGGGCGCACCUCUUAGCACUGGGAGUAAGAAAAUGGUGGAGUGCAGGUGGCAGGGUUUCGGAGUGUAAGGUCUAAGGUGACUGGGAUGAGAUGGCUGUGGCUUCCGGGGGGGGGGUGCCAGCAGUCCCCAAAUGGUGCCGUAUAGAGCUCCCCCCCACCCCAUCCCGCGAGGCAAGCCACCCAAAAGGGACAAGAUGGAAGAGAGAUGGGUGGAGUGGGGGAGCUGAAAAUCAGCCCCUUACCAAGGCUCAGGGCUGGGUGGGACGAAACAUAAUGUGCCUUGAUUUGAUGUGGGUAGUCGCUUAACGACUGCAACAGGGAGAACCGGGAUUGCUGUCGUAAGUCGGCAUGGUCGCAUAAUUUAUAACCACUUUGUUUGGCCACAGAAAUGCCAGUCCCUGUUGUCCUACGCUUCAAACCUUUGUAGCAAUUUUUGUACUUUUAUUAUUGUCUUUACUUCCCUGCUAAAAUGCUUCAUGAAUAAAACGUUAAUUUUA
This is a messenger RNA of Thamnophis elegans (Western terrestrial garter snake), 3974 nucleotides long. Its product is annotated as zinc finger CCCH-type antiviral protein 1-like. NCBI's taxonomy places the organism in Eukaryota, Metazoa, Chordata, Lepidosauria, Squamata, Natricidae. The record is from RefSeq and is a predicted model, not a curated record. Gene Ontology annotation, molecular function: metal ion binding; NAD+ poly-ADP-ribosyltransferase activity. The transcript is spliced from 14 exons. The coding region runs from base 95 to 2221 and encodes 708 amino acids.